UCCUUCUCCCCCGGUUCACAUCUGUGCGGGUGGUGCCCCUGCAGAUCCGCAUGAAAAUCCGUGCAGCCGCACCGCCCGCUCAGAGCAAUGCGGACCCGCGGGCAGGUGCCAUUAGUUCUAAUAGCACGCCGCCAGCACUGGAAAACGCAACCAUAUUGGGAACCGAGGUUCCCGUGCGGGCUACUUUUUCAGAAGUGCAGGGACUUCUUUCCCUGCGUGUCACGGGGCACAGGAGUCCAUUCAAAUGAAUGGGCUCUUGUGCCCACGCAAAAUGCGGCCUGCACGGCCACA
Molecule: messenger RNA, 291 nt
Organism: Staurois parvus
Lineage: Eukaryota; Metazoa; Chordata; Amphibia; Anura; Ranidae
Source: the annotation of a GenBank genome assembly